AUGCCGCCGCGGCCCGAGGCCCCGCCUGGCAGCAACGGCUCGGGCCUGCCGCCGCUGCAGCCCGGGCCGGCACGGGACGCAACCAGCGAGGCGCCUGCGCCGGGCGGCGCGCCGAGAAGCGAUGGCGAGACCCCCGAGCGGUUACCCGAGGAGGUGUCCGAGGUGCCCGGCAGCGAUGGGCCGCCAGAGGGGGGCGCGCCCUGCGAAGACACGCCUGGGUUUCUGGACGAGCGGCACGAGCCGUGCGGGGCGUGGGCCUCCCGCCAGGUCGAGUGCCACAGGGCCACGGAGGAGAUCGGCUUCUCGCAGGACGGCGAGAAUGCCGUGGUCCGCAGCUGCCGCAAGUCGUGCGGCCUGUGCGGCAGCAGGCCAGCGGGCGCUCCCGCCCCCGAGGUGGAUGGCACGGCGCCGCAGCCCACCGCACCAGAGACGACGGAGCCAGAGAACACGACGCUGGAGGCGGCGACGCCGUGCGACUGCGACGACGAGGAGACCGUGCACGUGAAGAUCACCGCAGUGCUGACCCCGAAGACUCAAGCGCCCGGCGGCUCGCUGGCCCAGCGGGCAGCGCGCGGCGGAGGCCGGCGCUACGGCUCGGGCUGCGACUGCUCGGGCGGGCGCGGCGGAAGCGCGCCGCCGGUGCACGUGGAGAUCGCGGGCGCGGAGAACUCGCCAGUGUCGGCGGUCGCCCGUGCACUCACCGCCGCCGUGGCAGCCCCAGACGUUGAGACCACGCCGGACGAUGUUCCGUGA
Molecule: messenger RNA, 753 nt
Organism: Prorocentrum cordatum
Lineage: Eukaryota; Dinophyceae; Prorocentrales; Prorocentraceae
Source: the annotation of a GenBank genome assembly